GAAGGUUUUGCAAAUAUGAACGGAAAAGCCUCUGUCUCCAAGGAGCUCCAUGCCAAGCACACCAAGAUCUUAGAGGGACUUCUUAAGCUGCCUGACAAUAGGGAAUGUGCAGAUUGCAGGAACAAGGCACCACGAUGGGCCAGUGUGAACUUAGGAAUUUUCAUUUGCAUGCAAUGUUCCGGAAUUCACCGGAGUCUUGGAGUGCAUAUAUCAAAGGUGCGGUCCACAACUUUGGAUACAUGGUUGCCAGAUCAAGUUUCUUUCAUGCAAUUUAUGGGUAAUGCCAAGUCAAAUAUGUACUGGGAGGCAGAACUGCCGCCAAAUUUUGACAGAAAUGGAUAUGGAAUUGAAAAGUUUAUUCGUGCCAAGUAUGUGGAGAAAAGAUGGGCUUCAAAAGGUGGCCCACAAGCAGCUUCAAAGUCAGCUGAAAUAAUCUUUAAUGUGAAUGAUUCACCAAAUGUUGUGGCCAAGAGUAGUAUUCAAAAGAAUAGGAGAUUGUCUCUUGAGGAAAGCAUUCUUGUGAACCACAUGGCAAAAAUCCGGCCUCCAGUAGCAAGAUCUCAUGAGGUAUUCAUGUUUUAUAUGAAGUUCAAUCCCUGA
Messenger RNA from Gastrolobium bilobum, 600 nucleotides. RefSeq names its product probable ADP-ribosylation factor GTPase-activating protein AGD15. Bases 16 to 600 code for a protein of 194 amino acids. Lineage: Eukaryota; Viridiplantae; Streptophyta; Magnoliopsida; Fabales; Fabaceae. Gene Ontology annotation, molecular function: GTPase activator activity. The transcript is spliced from 6 exons. The record is from RefSeq and is a predicted model, not a curated record.